ACCCUCGCGCGGUGACGUCAAAGGGAUGGGCAGGUCACGUGGUGCAGUCCGAGGGGAACCAGGUUUAACGUUACUGAAAUGGGAGAAAGACGAAGAAAAGGAAGGAAAACGAGCAAGGUUUUUCCCUGAGUCGGUACACUGUAUGUUCAUACCAGGUUUGCAUUCUGACCUGCAAACCAAUGUAAGUCGUGUUGAGUGACUGCGUGUGAAAGAGGGACCAUCACCAUCCUCAUGUCCUAUGGAGGAGGCUUUUCUGGACGCACUGAGCGUGUCCGCCAGGCGCCCCACUAUGACCAGGUUCCCCCAGGUUCCUUACCUCGAGCAGACUCCUACAGCCUUCAGCCUCUGAGGGAACAGUCCUCAGCUCGUCUGGCUCAGAGCGCAGACCCUCUCCCACCUCCACCUCUGCCAGACCAACCCCCCGUGGGGCCUGAGUUUGAUCCCAGUGGCAGCGAAGACAACGGCGAACUAGAUCCUGACCCUGCAAUUGACAUCAAACCCGUCCACCGCUUUAUCCCCGACUCCUGGAAGAACUUCUUCAGAGGGAGUAACCGCAGCAGUAAAGAGCCGUGGUCCAUGCCUGCCUCCUCGUACAACAACAAUAACAGCACCACGGAGGGGGUGCGCUGUUCUCCUCCACAGUCUCCAUCUGUUCCUGGAUCUUACCGGGAUCCCUAUGGCGGCUCUGCUGGCAGCUACAACUCACACAAGGAGCUUCUGGAAGCACACGACACCCAUGAGUCGGUGUCAGGACGCACGUACCGAACAGCGCUAACUUACAGUGAGCGAGUGGAGGAGUACCAUCAGCGCUACGCCUACAUGAAGUCCUGGGCGGGCCUGCUGAGGAUUCUGGGCUGUGUGGAGCUCCUGCUGGGAGCGGCAGUGUUCGCCUGCGUCUGCGCUUACAUCCACAAGGACAAUGAGUGGUUCAACGUGUUUGGAUACUCUUCUCCUGGAGGGGCGUACGGAGGAGGGUUCUACGGUGCUGGCACUGGGGGGUCAUACUACACAGGACCCAAGACUCCCUUUGUGUUGGUGGUAGCGGGUCUGGCCUGGUUGGUAACUGUAAUUGUAUUAGUGCUGGGGAUGACCAUGUACUACCGUACCAUCCUGCUGGACUCGUCCUGGUGGCCUCUGACUGAGUUUACCAUAAAUCUGGCUCUGGCUAUUCUCUACAUGGCAGCAGGUAUUGUUUAUGUCCGAGACACAACGCGUGGAGGUCUCUGCUCCUAUCCUGUCUUCAACAACGGCAUCAAUGGGGCAUUCUGCCGAACAGAAGCCGGCCAGGUCGCCGCCAUCAUCUUCCUCUUUGUCACGAUGGUUGUGUAUCUGAUUGGAGCUUUAGUUUGUCUUAAGUUGUGGAGACAUGAAGCUGCACGCAUGUAUCGGGAGCGCUACGGACAGGAGAUGCAGCCCGCUGAGAUGCAAGGUGCACGGUCACUGCAGCUUGCUCCAGCUCCUGGUCCAGAUCCUGUUCACAAAGCUCCAGAACAGGUCCAAGGCUCCUCAGUGGUUCCUAUCCAGGCCACCCUGAAACCAGGACCUGCAAAGAUUUUACAGGGAGCCAUACCAUCAGGACAUAUUCCAAAACCAGUGAUCGUGCCUGACUACAUUGCUAAAUAUCCAGCAAUCCGGUCUGAUGAAGAGCGGGACCAGUACCGAGCUGUGUUUAAUGACCAGUACGCUGAGUACAAAGAGCUCCACUCAGACGUUCAGGCGACACUCAAGAAGUUUGAUGAGAUGGACGCCAUGAUGCGUGCUCUGCCUCAGCACCCCACCAGCCAAAUGGAGGUGGAUCGCAUCCACAGAAUCCUUCAGGAAUACCAGAAGAAGAAAAAUGACCCGACAUUCAUUGAAAAGAAAGAGCGCUGCGAAUACCUGAAGAGCAAACUGUCUCACAUCAAACAGAAGAUCCACGAAUAUGAUAAGGUCAUGGAGUGGAACGAUGGAUACAGCUAAACCUCUGUGGCAUGUGGCGCUGAUGACGUCAAACACAGAACUCUUUGUGACGGUUUGAUGACAAUGAUGGCGAAAAUGAAACUACAAGAAGAAACCACUGCGGCAUGAUGGGAAUUUCUAGCCUGCUUUGUUUGUAUGUUUGUCUGAAUAAGUAGAAUCAAAGAGUUAAUGUGUUUUAUACUUCAAAUGGUCUAUAUAUGCAAAAAAAUAAUAUUUAUGUGACACUGUGAUGCUAAUCCUAGCUGUGGCUCACCACUUAUUUUCAGAAAUGACACUGGAUUCCGAUGUGAAUGUUUUUUAUGUAAAGAGCAGGAAGUGUAAUCUGUUCAGAUAGAAGUGAAAUUAAAGAUGCUGCAUUCCUUUUUCUGCCGGUUUACUUCCUCUGCAGCUCGGCAUGAUCACUUUUCAGUCAGUCUUCUUACUUGUCAGUCACAUCUGUUCAUGUGUAAAGCAGGAGUGGUUCUGUCAGAUCCUCCAGUUGGACAUGAACACCCUGUUUAGGACGGAUCCUCAUCCAGCUGAGUUUUGUAAGUGUUGUGGGGAUUGUUUUAAUUGCACACUAUGUCUGUUUUUACAUGUAACUGUUUGACAAAUGACUUUAUCAGGAAAUCUGCGAGUCCUCUUGUAGUAUUAGCAAAAUGUGUGUGUUCUCUGUGUUCUACCAUUUCAUAGAUUAAACAUUUUGUACUUAAUAGUCACUUAAGUAACCUAAGUGCCUAAAUAUCUUUAUUGCAUCUUCUUUAUAGCACAAUAAAUGUAUUGACUGUGGACCUCCUGAGUUAUAAAUGUGCUAUCCCCGUACUUUUCCUUUAAGCAUAAUGUAAAUAUACUACUAUAAAUGUCCAUAUUUUUCAUAAUUUAAAUGUUCAAUUGGUGCUUUGUUUUCAGAAUACAGUUUUGCUUAUGCACUGA
Messenger RNA from Sphaeramia orbicularis (orbiculate cardinalfish), 2871 nucleotides. RefSeq names its product MARVEL domain containing 2a (gene marveld2a). Gene Ontology annotation, biological process: bicellular tight junction assembly. Bases 232 to 1959 code for a protein of 575 amino acids. Lineage: Eukaryota; Metazoa; Chordata; Actinopteri; Kurtiformes; Apogonidae. The record is from RefSeq and is a predicted model, not a curated record. The transcript is spliced from 9 exons. Gene Ontology annotation, cellular component: apical plasma membrane; bicellular tight junction; cytoplasmic vesicle.